Toxoplasma gondii ME49 is the source of this 1940-nucleotide messenger RNA. RefSeq names its product ribosomal protein L37. The transcript has 2 exons. Bases 1 to 1548 code for a protein of 515 amino acids. The record is from RefSeq and is a predicted model, not a curated record. Gene Ontology annotation, molecular function: structural constituent of ribosome. Gene Ontology annotation, cellular component: mitochondrial large ribosomal subunit. NCBI's taxonomy places the organism in Eukaryota, Apicomplexa, Conoidasida, Eucoccidiorida, Sarcocystidae.
AUGCAGCCGUUGCAUGCGGCGCUUCCAUGGCUCAGACACCGAGAAUUGUUUGUGUUUUCGCACUCUCUGCGUUGUCAGUUUCGAAGAAGUCAUCACAACUUGGGCAUUAGCACCAAGGCUUUCCGAAGCACGCGAAUUUCUCCCCGCUUCUUUUCACGGUGCAGAUCCAUGGCAACGCUGAAACCGCCUCUGGUAACGUCCCCCGGCUGGUCGGUUGUAGCCAGAUCGAGGUCCGUUUCUCUUAGCACUGGUAGAAAAAGUCGUUCUUUGAGCUCGGCUGCUAGCGGAAAGUUGUCUGCUCUGAUUCCUUCUGUCUCGUCGUCUCCUCUUGUUGAUUCUGCCGCUGUGCCAACAUCACAACAACCAGAGUUGCCUGCCACACCUGCAGGCGGCAAGGACUUGGCUACUUCAUGUUCACCUCUCCACGCUUUGCCGCAGCCGUCUUCUUGCCAGUCUGCGGUUCGGGGAAACCUUUUCAGGAACUCUGCUUUUGCUCACUCGUCACACGCUGGAGCAAACGCUGUUUCGGAGUCGAAGCUCCCUAAUCUAUUCCGAGCUGGAGUUUUAGCCACGUCGCUUCAGUCGACAGGUGGUUUUUCAACGAAAAAGGCUCGCGAUUUGUCUCGGAUUGUUCGUCCAGAGGCUGGCGUCGAGGCAAGGUCGCACGAAGGGCGCCCAGCCGGCUUGGUUUCUGUCGGUUUUCGCGCUUUUCCCGUGACUCGCGCGGCCACGCAGCACUCCACGUUUUCCAGGGCGCUUCGAACCUCCAGAUCGUUCUCUUAUCUAUCCCUGUUGCCUUCUCACUCGUGUGUUUCAUGGAGUGAGCAACUUGUCUGCGGAAAGGAAGUCCCGUCCUCCGUUGCUUGCCUCCACUCUGCCGCCGAAACGGGCAGCUCGCGUCCCGCCGUUACCCCCAACCGUUCCAGCAUUGUAAUGCAACCUUUCCGAUCUGCAGAAGUCUUCCAGUUUUUAAGGAAAUACAUCCCGCCCUAUCAAGAAAAGCUCUGCAAGCAAAUUGCGGUUUCUGGAAUGUCAGACUCAGGAGGAUCCCGGAGGAGUUUGGACGCUCAAACUGCGAGUUAUUAUCCCGGACCUGCGGUCUCCCAAGACACUCCGAAAGACCACUCUUCCAUAAAGGUCACAUCUUUUGGGGUUUUCCCCCUUUUUCGGCUCUCCUUCCCGCGUCUGUCGCCGAAAAAAAAAGGCGCUGCUGCAGCUGCCGCACAGAAAACGCAGACGAAGGGGCCCGCAGCCGGCAGCGGCCCAGCUGGUGCCGACCACGUCUUCAACAUUUUCAAGGAUCUUCCGGACCACAAAAUUCUUGAAGACAAACAUUACCCUGCGUGGCUCUUCACUCUUGACAAACCCGAGAAAACCUACGGCGAACUGGCCAUGACCUUCCUCUACGGCGUGGGUAUUGAAAAUGCGACGUUGGACGAGUACCUGCGGUUUACGCGGCUGCACACGAAGAACCUAAUCAAACUGAACAACAUGCGCCUGAAGAAAUCCAAACGGAGCUCUGUGAAGCCGCUUUUCUGGGAUGCCUAGUAGAAAUCCCACUGCGCCUUGGCAGAAUUUGAGCUGAUACCCCGUGGAACAACUUUUCAAAUCCCCAUUUCGAUUUUUGACGGACUGGCACUCAAAUUCCGACCAAGGAAGGGAUGAACCGAAACAUUUUGCCCACGUAGCAGUUCUCUUUUUCUCCACAAAAUGCGGAUGUGCUGACCGGCUGCGCUGGGCGGCAUGCGUUACACCGAUCCCAGUAUUCUACGCGGAUUUCUUGCAUAUCUUCUGAGUAAGGUUGGCCGCAUAAAAAAGGUAAAUGCCGUCUUUGCACCAAUCUUUGUUGAGGGUGAAAAAGCGUUCUUUCAAGACCUAACCCCAUCGCAGAGCGCAUCUCCCACGUGCGCCUCCAAACGAUCUUACUACCUGUAAGGGAU